ACAAUCUGAACCAUUUGUUUUUGACCCAUAAAAGUUUUUAUCUCUUCCCUGAAGUCGGAAGUCCGUAAUCGUUCACCUGAAAACAGAACCCGCUGUGCCGCCGUCUUCAAAAACGUGACUGUCUCUUUGAGGGUCUUCCUUGUUUGCUGCAUAUAGACAUUUGGCAAGUAAAAAAUGGGGAGUUGCUAUCCUGGCACACCGAAGCAGAAAGCUUUGACUCUCGGAUUUUUCAUUUCGGCUGCUGCCCUAUUCGCUUACGGCGUGCAUCUCUCCUAUGUCAACGUUGCCCCUCAGCAAGCUCGAACCAAAGCUCGGAAUGAGUUCGUUAGAGAAAGACUGAAACAGAAAUAUGGGAAAUGAGCACAUGGCGUUGCGAUACCACAGAUUGUUACUGUGGGGUCUUUUUGUCAUACUUAUGAUUGUCGUCCCUUAUUCUGGGAUGAUACAGAUUUGACUGCCAUGUACAACAGAUAUGAACACUUCUGUACUGUCCGUAAUGUUUGUAAGAUUUGAUUCUAUACAACUUACAAGUUUGGUUGGACAACAUGGACCUCUUUCCCAACAUUUUUUCAGUUAGACAAAUGCUGGUCUUUUCUUUACAGUGACCUCAUGAACUCUGAUCAAGUGAAUCAUGAAUACGGAAAAAAAUUAGGGACUGCUAAGACCGAAAUAUGUAUGGUUUGCUCUGGGGAAUUUGUUUUAUUCUUAAAGUAUUUUGGAUACUUCACCAUCU
This is a messenger RNA of Argentina anserina (silverweed cinquefoil), 733 nucleotides long. RefSeq lists its product as uncharacterized. Bases 175 to 360 code for a protein of 61 amino acids. The record is from RefSeq and is a predicted model, not a curated record. The transcript has 2 exons. Lineage: Eukaryota; Viridiplantae; Streptophyta; Magnoliopsida; Rosales; Rosaceae.